Molecule: messenger RNA, 399 nt
Organism: Naegleria gruberi
Lineage: Eukaryota; Heterolobosea; Eutetramitea; Acrasida; Naegleriidae
Product: ribosomal protein L30
Exons: 2
Coding region: 4-369 (121 amino acids)
Cellular component (GO): cytosolic large ribosomal subunit
Molecular function (GO): structural constituent of ribosome; RNA binding
Source: RefSeq, a predicted model, not a curated record
GAAAUGUCUACUCAAACAAAGCAAACCACCCAACAACAAGGAAAGAAGAAGACUUCUGAAAACAUCAAUGCUCGUCUUCAAUUGGUCAUGAAGAGCGGUAAAUACACUUUGGGUUAUGCUGAAACCAUGAAGAACUUGAGACAAGCUAAGGCUAAACUCAUCAUUGUUUCUAACAACAUUCCUCCAAUCAGAAAGUCAGAAAUCGAAUAUUACUCCAUGUUGUCCCACGCUGAUAUUUACUUCUAUCCUGGUAACAAUAUUGAACUCGGUACUGCUUGUGGUAGAUAUCACUCUGUUGGUGUCAUGUCUGUUUUGGAAGCCGGUGACUCUGAUAUCGUUAGAGCUGUCAAGAUGAUGCAAAAUCAAUAAAUUUAAAAAUUAAAAUUAUUAAUUAAUUCA